AUGUUUGAGCAAGAAAGAGAAAAUUUCGUUAAAGGCGCAGUCACUCGAGCUCCAGGAAAGAGGCAAAUAAAGCCAAGUAUUGCUUUAUUUGAAGCUGAAUUUAAUAAUGGAGUAAUUGACGGUGAUGAUGAUGAAGAUUUGGACUUUACUGCUGAAGAUCACUCUGGUCAUUCCAUGUCUGGGGAGUCUAAUGGUUCUGAAGAAAGUGAGAGUGCUACAGGAUAUGAAAGUGGUUCUGAGGAGUCUGAAAGUGGUAAAUUGAAUGAAGAGGUGAGUGAUGAAAUUGAUAAUAUUCCAAGUACUUCAUCUGGAAAUGUUACAAGUUGUCAAAAUAACUGGUUAAUUGAUAAAAAUGAAGUUUGUUUAUUUAAUUUUAAAUUAUUUUUUUAUAAAAAGAAAUCGCCUCAACUUUGUUCAAUAUGCCUUAAUGAUAAACAAUCUGAAAUUUUUGGAGAUAUAAUUCAAUGUGACAAGUAA
This is a messenger RNA of Meloidogyne enterolobii, 477 nucleotides long. The record is from the annotation of a GenBank genome assembly. NCBI's taxonomy places the organism in Eukaryota, Metazoa, Nematoda, Chromadorea, Rhabditida, Meloidogynidae.